ACAUCACCCUUCUGUUAACUCCUCCCCUCCAUCUGUACCGUUUAAGGGUCUGCAGUUCAGCUAACCGAGAUAAAAAACCAGAUAAUUUAGAGUUGAAGUAAUGGAUAAAAAUAUACCUCGGUACAAUGUUCAACUGUAUAUUUACGACCUGUCAAGAGGAAUGGCUCGCAGCCUUAGUCCUAUCAUGUUAGGUAAACAGCUGGAUGGUAUAUGGCACACAGCUAUAGUGGCAUAUGGUGAUGAGUUCUUCUUUGGAGGGGAGGGCAUCUCCAGCUGUUCACCGGGAGGGACGAUGCUGGGGCCUCCAGACACGGUGGUGGAGCUGGGCGAGACCGAAGUGACGGAGGAGAUCUUCAUGGACUACCUCUCCUCUCUGGGAGAAACGACAUACAGAGGCGACAGGUAUCGUCUGUUCGAGCACAACUGCAACACGUUCACCAACGAGGUGGCCCAGUUCCUGACUGGCAGGUCCAUCCCGUCGUACAUCACAGACCUGCCGUCGGAGGUCCUCUCCACACCGUUCGGCCAAAUCCUUCGACCGAUCCUCGACUCCAUCCACAUCUCCCCGCCCGGAGGCAACAUCAUCAACGGCGGGAGGAACAUCUGACCGCCUGUUGGAGCCGCCCGGUGUUCUGCAGGUCUCUUUCAGUGUUGCUGAUCUCUUUUAAUUCUUUUGUUUCCCGUCUUUGUUUCUCAUUCGUUCUGCAUAAUAAGUGACCACCGACUUAAGGGGGAAAUAUUUUUCACAUCCAAGAGAUUUUACAGCAUGCCAGUGAUUUGACAGUAGAGGCGACGCAUCUUGUUUUUGGUCUUUGUGCGAUUUGUGAAAUUGAAACAAACAAAAACACAGCAUUUAAUCAAUGCAGUUCAAUUUUCACAUAAAACCAACUUGGUUUGGAUAACCUUUUUUUUUUUCUUCCCCUCAAUAAACACAAUCUUCAUUUGGAAACUGUACAUUUUUUUUAAAUUCGCCUAAGUUAUCAUUGUCUGAUAUGAAAAUGAGAAAAAAAAUGAGAAUUGUAUAUUUAAUCAGUUAAUGUAGGAAACAGAUUCUGAUAUUUACUCUCAGUAUAAGAUGAAGAAUAACAUAAUAAAGUCUUCAUGUGACGUAAAUAAGGAGCUCAAUUCCACUUUGUAAUGGAUAAAUUAAUCAAAAUCCCUGAAGGUUUUACUCUGAAACAAAAUUUUCCAUUGAAAAUUUAGUGUUAAAUUACACUUGACUAUGUUAUUCAUCGCUGGAGUUUAUUCUUUAAACGUAUUUAUAUUUGGUAAAGUCAUCCUGACUUUAAGUCGGUCACAUUUCUAUAUUUGCACCUUGUUCAUGUUUGUUAGCCUUUAGUUUAUGUCCAAUCAACAUUUUUUUUUUAUACGUGUCUGUAAUCUGUUUUGAUUUAUAUUUUCAUUUUGUUGACGCACAAUAUGUUGUUGAGGAAUAAGAAUAACUUAAACAUUUUCCUCUAUAGAAAUGACUCCAUAUUUUUCCAUUUUGUUUGUGUUCAGUACAUAAAGAGUUUUCUUUAAAAUUCCAUCCUGCUCUCUCAACAAUACAACGAUAACCUGCUUGAGUCCUUUAACAGCCACCAGAGUGUGUUUGAACUCCAGCACACCUCUGUGCCUUCAUCCCCCUCUGCCUAACUAGACUCUCAGCCUCCAUAAGGCUGUUUAAAGUUGACAUAGUGUCUAUAUAACAAAGAAGAUAUAAUAAUAUGAAUUACACAUCUAGUGCGCAAAGCAACACCCUCUACCAUCUUAUUGUAGAACACGCGUGAUGCACCGCUUUGAGUACAACACAGCACCCGUCCACACACUUACUGCUACCCCGGGUAAAAUGACUGGAAGUAAAUUAAUCUUUUAUCGAAGCAGAAAUAUUCUCAAACGCCAAAGAAUUUGAGAAAUCGAUUGGGAAUUGGGAGUGUUUUUAGCGUUAGCCACUCUUGACCCGGAUGUUUUGAAGAACCCCUUUUGGGUAAUUGGACAGGGUUCCAUCACCCCACAACUUUGUUUUUUGUUUUUAUUUUACAGGAUUUAAGUCUCAAGGCUGAGACGGCCUUGGAAGAAAGAUAGUUUUGUGUCCCAUCAACCGUUUCUGUGGCCAAAUUCUCUUCACCAUCGUUCUGCACAACUACCCAAAGUUAGUUCAAUUUCAGUUUUCUGCCAAAAAAAGUCACUUCUUCUGAUAUAUUUCAGAUUCUCCUAUAGUCCGACACAUUGCACCACAGUCGGCAUGCAGCGCUUAUCCAAAUAUUCAUCCGCCAGGAGUUUUUGUCUUCAUCGUUUAAUCUUUAAUCACAAUCCCAUCUGAACCGAAGACACAACUCUUGAUAAAUUCGCCACAGUGUCAAGCAAACUCCACAUGUUUACGUUUGUAAAGGUUGGAAGCUCUUUUCCUGGGAUGCCUCCAAGGUGACUGGCAUGUAGGUCACGACUUAUGGUUGCUAAGGAAACGUGGCUUUCUUUUAACUCCCUUACCAUAUUUCUUACUGUGCACUGUGGCAAAUCUUCAUCAUGUUGCUUUUACCUUUUUAAUUAUUGCUUUAGCAGAGAAAACCUAAACUCUGCUAUUUACCAACUUUCCAAGAUCUGCCUUACUUAAACCUUCUCUCUUCCCAUUUUGAAGAGAAUUUGGCCUUUUGUCAUGUCAUGUUUUCACCACUAGGCAAACAGGAUGUUGUGAUGGUCAAAGUUCCUGAUCUACAGAUAGCUAAGGGAUAUUUCUAAAUGUUCUACACUGAAUAAACGUACUAAAACUAAAGGGUGUAAAAUUAUUCUCCUGCGAUGAAAGAUUAAUUUGUUUCAAGGCUUUUUAAAUAUCCUUAGCAGGGGUGCCAAUUAGUGCGGGAGGGGCGCAGUACACUAAUUAAACGGCUUUAGGGUCUUUCCAGAACCUUUUUCUGCACGAACACAAACUACGAGCACAGUAUCGAGAAGCAAGAAUCUCCGAGGGUCUAAACCAGCAUUAAGCUUCAUGUUCUCGUGCAAUAAACAAACCUUCCACCCUCGCUUUCCCAGCAGCCACUGGGGUCGGCCAUUCUUAGUCUCGCUCUCCUGCAUCAGGACGCAAAUGCUCCAGGAGAACUUGAGAGUUCCCCACCUUCUCUCCAGCUCACUGACACACCAACCCGACCGCUGAAAUGUAUCGCUGAACAAGUCGCCCUUUAUCGCGCCGGUGUACGUUGUUGCUUGCUGCUAGCCGUCCUGUGAAACUGCAGAUUGCACCAGAUAUUUAUAGGUAUUGUUUACCGAUUUAUUUAAGAACAAAACAGUGUUAUAUAUUUCUGCACUUUGUAUUGUUUGUGUAAUGUGGGUUUUUGUUUUUUCCUUGGUAUUUCUUUGUAAAUCUAUCUGUGAAUUAAAGUCGUUGAAACUC
Poecilia latipinna (sailfin molly) is the source of this 3367-nucleotide messenger RNA. RefSeq names its product desumoylating isopeptidase 1-like. The transcript is spliced from 6 exons. Gene Ontology annotation, biological process: protein modification by small protein removal. Gene Ontology annotation, molecular function: peptidase activity. Lineage: Eukaryota; Metazoa; Chordata; Actinopteri; Cyprinodontiformes; Poeciliidae. Bases 101 to 607 code for a protein of 168 amino acids. The record is from RefSeq and is a predicted model, not a curated record.